Owenia fusiformis is the source of this 1628-nucleotide messenger RNA. Lineage: Eukaryota; Metazoa; Annelida; Polychaeta; Sabellida; Oweniidae. The record is from the annotation of a GenBank genome assembly.
AGUUGCUCAGUUUGCCAGGAGGCUGUGUGGAAGUACAAAUGUCCUGGAUGUCUUGUGAAGACUUGCUCCCUGCCAUGUGUAAAUCUACAUAAGAAGAAUAACAACUGUAAUGGAAAGAGAGAUAAAACAGCAUAUGUUAGGAAGAGGGAUUUCAACGAUAGCAACCUGCUGAAUGAUUACAGAUUCCUUGAGGAUGUUGCUAGGACUAGUGAUAGUGGGCAGAGAGAUCAGUUGAACCGUCCACUAGGGAAAAAUAAACCUUCAUAUUUGAAUAGGAUCCUCCAACAGGCUAGAAAAAGACAGAUGAACUUGUAUAUCAUGCCAAAACAGUUCACUAAGAGGAAACUCAAUUGUACGUGGUAUAGUGAAAGGACCAAAAAGAUGCAGUGGACUGUGGAGUGGAGCUUUCCUCAUGUUAAUGCCAAAUAUAGAGACAAAAAAGUUGAGGAAGAUGCGAUUUUAAGAGAUGUGCUGGCCAAAUAUGUAGAACAAGGUCAGGGUGACCCCGUUAUACAGCAUAAACUGAAGCCCUAUGUAACAAAGGGUCUUGGGGAGUGUAAACUGUACAUGAAAAUUGAACGUAGAAGAGCCAACUCUGUUAGGUAUUAUGCAUUAGACCUGGAUAAGACCCUUCAAGACAACCUCACACAUAAAACAGUAGUGGAGUACCCUGUGAUACAAGUAGUGCUAAAAGACAGAGUGGGGGAAUACAAAACUUUGAAACCUGAUGGGACAGAUUACACUUCAAGCGAAGCAUCAAGUGAUUCAAGUGAUGAUUCUACAGAUUCUUCAACUGAUUCGUCUGAAUCUGAUUCUGAAACUCCCGUCACCAUAACAACUGAAAUAAAACAAGAAAAAUUGGAAGUGGAAAUUCCAAAUGUGGAUUCAGAAACUAUUAACGAUCAGUGUGAAAACUUGAAGGCACAAACUGAAGAUCUAGAAACUGCUAAUCAUGAUAACAAAUGCGAGGUGUUAAAAUCUCAAAAUGAGGAUUUAAAAACUUCAGAGAAUAAGAACCUAUGUGAAAGGAAGACACUAAAUGAGAAUCUGGCAACUGUUGAUGUUAAAUACACUGAUAGCAAAGUUAAAGUUGAAACCAGACUUGAUAAUGAUACAGAAGAUGGUGCAACAAACACAAUGAAUAAAGAUACAGACACCGUGAACAAAAGCCAUCAAUGUUCACAAGAAAUUAGUAAAAGGCAAAAUCAAGAUCAGGACACUGAGGAUAUCUCAGUUAAGAGACAAAAAACCUCUGAUGAGGGUAAUAAGUCAAUUUUAGAAUGAAUAUAUGAAUGAAGAACAGUCCUGAACUUUUACAAGUAUUACAGAAGCUCACAAUUAUCCUUGUAAUGUACAGGAUAACCCCAAAAAUGCAACCCUAUAUUUUUGGAAUAACCUUCUCAAUCAUGGUGUAAUCUUCUUAAAUUAUAUUUUGUAGAGUGUCCAAUAAUGCUUUAAUGAUCAAUGUUGUUCUUAUAUAGUAUUGAUUCAUUGAUGCUUAUAUAGUCUUAAGUAUUCUACUGUUUCUAUGCAUCACAAGAAAAUUGGGGAAGAUUCCAGAAAAACGGAAAAUUUAUUCCAAAUUCAAACAUGACCAUUCUCUAAUUGAGUUUCUCAACCAAUCAGAA